This is a messenger RNA of Pogoniulus pusillus (Red-fronted tinkerbird), 2490 nucleotides long. It is a transcript of the gene ASCL4, whose product is annotated as achaete-scute family bHLH transcription factor 4. Gene Ontology annotation, biological process: developmental process; regulation of transcription by RNA polymerase II. Gene Ontology annotation, molecular function: DNA-binding transcription factor activity, RNA polymerase II-specific; protein dimerization activity; RNA polymerase II transcription regulatory region sequence-specific DNA binding. The record is from RefSeq and is a predicted model, not a curated record. The coding region runs from base 524 to 1090 and encodes 188 amino acids. Lineage: Eukaryota; Metazoa; Chordata; Aves; Piciformes; Lybiidae. The transcript has a single exon.
UGAAAGGGAGGAGUUCUGCCAAAACUUUGAAGAUCCCUGUAAACUUUGCAAAUUACCCAUCUGUUGGAGACAAUUAUAUCAAACGAUAUCGUGGAUUACAAUACAUGAGAAGUGUUUAGAGCCUGGAAGAUUAUUUAUGUUUGGCUUUAACUCUUAUGGUCAUAAUUUCAAGCAGGGAGGAAAGGAAUACACGAGAACCCUCUUAUUACCUUUUGAAAUAUGAAGAUCAGAGGAAAAGAAGGGUUUAAAGUGUGGAGUGAUGGUCCUCGAAACCUGUCUGUAAAUUAGCUGACAUCCUGCAUCUAUAAAAACAAGAAGGCUUAGAGCUGAUUUCCAAGCACGGAGUGGACCUCCUAAGUCAUUAGCAGUGCUUUGAGAUCUGAAUUUUUAUACGCCACAGGAGGAAAUUGCAGCCUGCGGGGCAGAGUAGCUGCAACAAAUGUUUCCUCCUUGCUUGGACUGAUAGAAGAUUUGGAAGCCAAAUUCAGGAACUGAUAUUCCACCCGUGAGAAAAAGGAGAAGCAUGGAGAGCAAUAAAGAUGAUGAUGGACUGUUGAACAGGAUUGCAUUUCCAGGAGCUGUAUCCCUGCCGAACAACCACAUGCAUCCCCACGGGAUCCCCCUGAGAGAGCCGUUUGGGGUUCCCUUCCCUCUGGACCCUUCUUACUGGGAGCAAGCCUACGGUGGGCGUACAGGUCGCAUCUCCUACAUCCCGUUCCCUGGCUAUGUGGGCGUUUAUGACUGUUCCUUUGAGCCUGCCUUCAUCCGAAAGAGGAACGAGAGAGAAAGGCAGCGGGUGCGCUGUGUGAACGAGGGCUACACACGCCUCAGAGAGCACCUGCCCAAGGAAUUCGCUGACAAGCGCCUCAGCAAAGUGGAGACCCUGAGAGCCGCAAUAAGCUACAUCAAACACCUGCAGAGCUUGCUGGACUGUCGUCCCUUAGGGUCUAGCAGCAAGGAAACAGUCUCUGCCAAGGAAGUCCCGGAAACCUGCAGUCCUGAUCCCCUGCGGGAGUGCAACAGUGAUGGAGAGUCUAAAACCUCUUCAGCUUCAUCCCCGUACAGUGAAUUUGAGGAGACGGGCAGCUAGGUAAUGACCUCUCUGGAGACAGAAAGCUUCAAGUGCAGCUGAAAACAAAUCUCAAACCCUGGGGGGGUUUCUACAGAUGAAAAUGAAUACCAGGAAAAGGAAAGAGCUAGGGGAAAAAAAAAUAUUUUCAGUCUUCAAAGGGCUUCAAAUAUUGUCUGUGCAAAACCUAAAGAUGCUUUGUAAGCAAACAGAUCUCUCUCAGGUGACUUCAGCUGUGUUGCUACGCUUCCUUUGGAUUGUUAAACCUGAAACGACAUUUACAUUCUACUUUUCAUUCAGCUUUUACUCUGUUUGUCUAUUUUCUGCUGCCUUUCACUUGAGACAUCAAAAUCGGAUGCAUCCGUUUUGGGAAGUACCCCUCCCCUUUCUCCUUCUUCCUCCUGUAAGUCUUAUUGUCUGUUUUAUUUUUCCUCUGGCUGCUAACCUGAGGUGCACUGAGUUGCAAACACUUGGACUAGGAAAGGUAAGAUUUAGACAAAAUGUCUCUCCCUAAAUUGUUUAGAAAAUUCACAUAAAUGCUUACAUUUAUGAAAAGACAAAAAAAAGUUGUAGAUCUUGCUAUAUUUGAGAAUGAAUUUCUUUUACAGCAUCUUCUGAAUGGAAAGAAAAAAAACCUCAUGUAUUGGACACUGACUGUUUGGUUAUUUUUCAAAGGUAAUGUUUAGGAAAAGAAAACCUGACACUUCCAUUCUGAUCAUUGCCAGGAAGAGUGAAACAGUUCUGUAAAACUGCACCCUCAGAAGCAAAUCUCCACUUAUGAGAUUGAAAAGAAGAAAAACAAACAAACAAAAAGUUGCCUGCCUUUUUGCUUUACUGGAAACAGUUUAUGGGGAAAACUAUAAAUAUAACUAUUUGGCAGGUCAAAGAUUAUAUGCUUGGAAAUGCAUUCCUGUAGUGGUUAGACACCAGUGUGUGCAAAGAGGGUAACAUUGAAUCGUUGAAUAUAUCGGUUUACAUCUGCAUGAAAAUGUAUUUGUCCUUUUGUUUAGAUGACUUUAUUACUAUUUGAAAGAAUAUACCAUUUAAAAUUAAUCUCUCAGAAUCUAUAGAGUACUUUUAAUUUAGACCUUAUCUACUUAAAAUGAAAUCUCAUCUUCAAAUUGCUUGAAAGUCUUCCUUUCUCCAAGGCCAGAUUUUGAUAACAUUUAGCUGUGUGCUUAAAUGCCAUUCUGAAUAUGGGGUGAACUCUGUUUUACUCAUAUGCUUCUCAUAAACCUCUCAAACUUUUGAUUUCUUGGCUUUGUGUUGAUGAAACAGGUUUGUGUCUUUCUGUCUUUCCUCCAUAUCGUGCUGACUGAACACCUGAAAAAAUACUUGUGUCUAAAUAAGAACAAAUGUUGAUCAAAUACCUCAAAAUGUGCCCAUAAAUUUCCUUUCAAUAAAACAACAAAUUAAUCCUG